This is a messenger RNA of Penicillium salamii, 1581 nucleotides long. Lineage: Eukaryota; Fungi; Ascomycota; Eurotiomycetes; Eurotiales; Aspergillaceae. The record is from the annotation of a GenBank genome assembly.
AUGGCCAAAUCAAUUACUGCACGCCAACUACGCAAAUACUGGAUAAACCAAGACGAAGUGGCCCUCCUAGAUGUCCGCGAAGAAGGCCCCUAUUCCGAAUCCCAUCCUCUCUGGGCAUUGAGCGUGCCAGUAUCCGAAAUUGAGGCCAAAUUACCUCCAUUGGUCCCCAGGCUAUCUGCACCGAUAGUCGUCUACGAUGAUGGAGAGAAGUACGUCGAUCGGGCCGCAGCCAGAGUCCUCGCACUGGGAUAUCGAAAUGUCUUCAUCUUGGAAGGAGGUCUUUCCGCCUACUCCCUCAUAGGAGAAGUCUAUCGCGAUGUCAACGUCCCAUCGAAAGCUUUUGGGGAGUUGGUCGAGUCAAUCACUCAUACUCCAUCAUGGUCCGCACGAGAAGUGAAAAAUGUCCUCGAAAGUGAGAGCGAUGUGGUGGUUCUCGAUGCCAGACGGUUCACCGAAUAUAAUACAAUGAGCAUUCCCCGCGGUCGCAGUUGUCCAGGUGGAGAAUUGUUGUAUCGUGUCUUCCAGGCAGCGCCUUCGCCAGAAACAACCGUCAUUGUCAAUUGCGCCGGUCGCACACGCAGUAUUGUCGGUACUCAGUCCUUGAUCAAUUCGGGGAUUCCUAAUAAAGUGUUUGCGCUGCGCAAUGGAACUAUCGGGUGGACAUUGGAGGAACUUGAUCUGGAAACUGAAAAGACAGAGCGAGUUCCGGCCCCUUCGGCCGAUGCAGCACGAAAGGCACAACUGCACGCGGAAAAAUGGGCUUCGCAUGCUGGUGUUUCUGUGAUUGAUGAUGUCCAGUUGAUUCAGUUUGCCGCGGAGUCUGAGGAUCGGUCACUUUAUUUGUUGGAUGUCAGGGAUCCGGAUGAGUAUGCUGCUGGUCAUCCAGUGGGUUUCUCCAAUGCGCCUGGUGGUCAAUUGGUCCAGGCUACCGAUGAAUGGGUCGGUGUUCGAGGUGCUCGCAUUGUUCUGUAUGAUACCGAUGGUGUGCGUGCGCGCAUGACGGCUAGCUGGCUUUUGCAGCUUGGGUGGGAAGUAUACAUCGUUGAUACCAUGGUACCCGAUAGUCUCAAGUCACCUGCAACUCCCUCGUGGCAGCCUCCGCACACUGGGGCUAUCACUGUUGACGACCUCCAGAAGCUCAAAGGUGCCGUUGUGGUCGAUCUCUCCCGCAGUCCCGUUUAUCGCAAAGGCCAUAUCCCCGGCGCAUGGUUUGCUUCAGGGCCCGAACUGAGCAGGGAUUUGAAGACUGUUACCGGUGACGGCCCGAUUGUUUUGACUUCACCAGAUGGGGAUGUAGCCGCGGUCAAUCUCGAGGAAGCCCGGGCUUCAAAUCAGCGAGAGAUUCUCUAUUUAACGGGAGGAACCGCGGCAUGGGUAGCAGCUGGGCUUCCACUUGAAACCGAGGAGCGUCGACUUUCUGAACCGAUCGAUGUGUAUAAAAGGCCAUACGAGGGAACGAGCAAUGCGCGGAAAGAUAUGCAGGGCUAUCUUGACUGGGAGUAUGGGCUUGUUGCCCAGUUGGCUAAUGACGGGGUGUCGGGCUUUCACGUUAUUCGAGAUCGUCAAAAGGGCAGCACCUGA